Didymosphaeria variabile is the source of this 3636-nucleotide messenger RNA. RefSeq lists its product as uncharacterized. Lineage: Eukaryota; Fungi; Ascomycota; Dothideomycetes; Pleosporales; Didymosphaeriaceae. The record is from RefSeq and is a predicted model, not a curated record. Bases 1 to 3636 code for a protein of 1211 amino acids. The transcript has a single exon.
AUGGCUCCCGCUUUGGAUCUGAAAGCUGGCCAGACCGUGGAGGUCCGACUCGAAAAGCCGAAACCCACCAUCCACCGCGGCACAAUCAGAUACAUUGGCGAGGUAGCUGUGCCUGGCCAGGAGGGGAUCGAAUUUGUUGGCAUCGAGCUUCCAGGUGCAACGGGAAAGAACGAUGGCUCGGUUCAGGGCGAACGUUACUUCCAAUGCCCUCCAAUGCAUGGGUUAUUUGCAGCGCGCGACAAAGUCACCAAGAUAAUUGCACAACCGCGGCCCGUCGCACCCAAAGCUGCACCCCCGAAGCCAUCGGCAUCCAGCGCAAGACCUCGCCCUUCCAGCGUUGGCGCCUCCCAGACCACAACACGGCCUGCCAGGCUUUCUUCCGUGGGUGGUUCCAAACCGACGACGUUACAGGCCCGACUCGCCGCGGCUGUGAAGCCGUCUUCACCCGUGAAGUCGGCAGCUACCGCACGUCCGCCGUCUACUACCCGACCACCUUCUGCCACUUCGAGAGCAUCCGUAACUCCAUCGGCACAGUCAAGACGUGUAUCGGUCGCCGGCUCAUCACAACCCUCUGCUACAACUCGGCCCUCUCGCAAACCUUCAUUCUCCUCCGCCGCUUCUCUCGAGACACGCUCUGUAGCGCCGUCCACCACCGCUACUUCUGCCACAAAAGCGCCUGCAGAGCGCACUCGACAGAUUCCAGAGGCUGAAUACCGACGUCUGCAGAAACAACAGGAGGAUACCUCACAGCUGGAAGCUGAUGUGCUGAAGCUGCGUACUGAAAAUGAAAGAUACAAGGAGACCAUUUUCCCUAAGCUGAAUGAGAAGGUCCAGAAGUAUGGCACCGAAAAUUCCAGUUUCAAAGAGGAGAUCGCUCACCUCAAGGGGGAGAAUGACAAGUUGGAAAAGGCCUUACAAGAACGCGAUACAAUGGUUGAGCUAGCUACUAUUGAUAAAGAAAUGGCAGAAGAGCAAAGGGAACAGCUCGAAGCUGAACUUGAGAACGAGCGUGCCAUUGUCGAGGAACUCCGACUCGAAUUGGAAAUCAAACAGGAAGAAGCAUCCUUCAUCGAUGACGAUAUGCCGGAGGACGAGAAGCAAGCUGCUAUGCUGCGUCAAGCCCAGAACGAGAGGGAUCGAUACCGUGAGGGUAUUGUCAGGCUCCGAGACAUGACAAGAGAGCAAAUCAAAGGGCUCGAGACCCGCAAUCGCGAGCUGGAGGCUCAAGUCGCUCACACGGAAAUCGUCGAAGCCGACCUUGCCGCAGCGAAAGACGAAGUCGUCAAGCUCGAAGGUUAUAUCUCGGAUUUGCGUGAAAGGGUCGACACAAACAACGAGAUGGAGGAGAUGAACGAAGAACUCAUAGACAAGAUUGCGACCCUAGAGGACUCAAUCUCGCGCCUUCGACUUGAGCGUAGGGAGCUCUCCACCAUGAUCGAAGUCAGCAACGAAACCAUUAACGACUAUGCGGAACAUGCGGAUGAUUUGGAAGCCGAGCUCGAGACUAGGGAUUCCCAGCUCGCCGAUGUCUCCCGUCAGCGCGAUGCGGCUGAAAUCGAUAAUGCCGAACUGCAAGACCGUUUGUCCAAGUAUCAGACGGUCGCCAUGGAAUUGCAAUCCCAGGUUCGGGAUCUACGAGCAGACAAGGCGACAACAGAAGAGGAGGUCAAGGAUGUUACUGGACGUUUCAAUGAAGUCAUGGAACUACAACGUCGACUUCGUACCGCGGGUGUCAAAGAUACGAAUCGUCACAUCGAUGCAUCGCUGCAACAUUUGGCGGCGAGAGACGCACAGGAAGAGCGCGAUAUGAUCAAGCACUAUCUUACGGAGUCUUCAUACGCCGACUUCCACAGCUCAUCGGUUAAGGCCUACUUUAGGGCUAAAUCGAUUAGCUUCAAAGCUGAGUUGACUGCAUCUGUCAUCCGCACGAUUACCACCGACCAGUUUGGCGCCGAGCAAGGCCCUGAACAAACCCUAGACGUGCUUGUUCGUCAUGACGUUGUCGGCCAUUUUGACUACAUUCACACAUACGCCGAGCAGAUCUGGAUAGCUAUGGCGUCUUGCUCGCUGGAUGAAUUUGAGAAAGCCGGCCAAUUAUUCCAAGAGUUUGAGAGCGUGCUACGCACUGUAGAAGGUUGCAUGGGCAGUCUAAAGCGCGACGAACUGAAUCUGAAAGAUUCUCUGGAGUCUGCGCGCGGGUCAUACAACGUCUUGGGGGCAAUAUACCGCUCCAAUAGCUACCUCUCCCAUGCUCGACCGGAUAGCACUAUCAUCUUGCAUGUGUCUGUAAUUCGAGCCAGUCUGGAACGCAUUCGAUCAGUCUUCGAUGCUGUCAAGACCUUUGUAUCGCGCGUGGAACCCAUCUAUGAGAAUGUUGAAGACCAUGUAGAUCUCGAUGCAUUCGCGGAACCAGCACAAACGGCCACCGAAGCGCUCAACAUAGUUACCAAGUUUAGUUCUGCUUUGCAGGCACUGCAGAAGGAUGGCCUGUAUCCCAGCCUGCCCGAUGGCAUUGAAGGCCUCAUCGAUAUCAGCGAAUCUUUAGACCGAUUCGCGAACAAGGCGCAAGAAACCGCAGUAACGUUCAUCCGCCUGGUGUUGGGCAAACUCGGGAAAGAACCCGAAGGGUUUGACGCCACUAUGAUGUCCGCUCAGCUCGAGACUCUGUUUAAGAAAGAUCUCCUGGGCGAACUGCACGCAUCUGUGAAUGGUGUUAAGUCACGCAUCGGACAAUGGCACGAACACGCUUCAAUCUUGAACAACUGCGUCGAAGUCCAGCUACAACCCGCCCCUUGGUUUGUUAAAGCUCAGCAGAUUGAGGCAGAGAAAAAGCAAUCAAUCGAAUCUGAGAAGAAGCUACAGCUCAUGACCACCGAGCUUCAGUCCGCGUUGCUGCAGGUGCGCGAACGACAGGAGACCAUCGACACCAAGGAACUUGAGAUCGAGCACCUGAGGGCUAGGAACCAGGAGGCUGCUGUGAAGGCCGGCACGAUUGAAACGCUGCAGACCGAACUAGAUAAAGCUCGCUCCGAGCGCGAAAUCUACCGAUCCGAGGCCGAGACUCUUCGGUCUGAGAUUACUCGUCUUGAACGUGAAGGAGUUCCUCGUCAAGACGAUGACUCUCAAACAAUUCCAGCUACGCCGCAGCCUACCCGCGAGCGAUCCGAGGUUGUGGAGGCUCCGCAAGCCAAUACAUCCAGCUCUUUCAUCACACUUGUCAAGGCCCUCACAAACGAGAACCAAUGGCUCCGCCAGCGGGAGAGUUCAGACAUGCUAUCGUUCAAUCUCGAGGCUGUCUUCACAAAGACGCGCACCGACCGGGCGGCACGUGUCAAAGCAGAUGCCCGCAACAAGCAAGCUCUGGCUGCUGAGAUGCUGGACAUGGCUUUUACCUCACAUCUCAUGGGUGUCCAAGGAUCAGUGACGCGUCCUCUGGAGAUAUGGAGCGAUGAGUUGACUGAGAGUGCGAAAGGCGAGAAAUUUGCGGUUCCCCAGGAUAGGCAGCGCAAGGGUAGUCCAGCGUUCCCUCUCACGCUUGCGACGGGUACAGAUCCACUUGCGUAUAUUGACGAUCUGAGCUUUGUGGAUCUGUCGCCGGUGGCUGAGGAGUUCUUGUUCGAGUUUCCAGACUGCUAA